GGAAGCUUCCAAACAGAUCUGUCUGUGCAGGCUCACUCAUGUUUGAAUUUUAAUCUGUGCAGAGAAGAAACAUGACAACGAUGAAAACUUUUGGGCUUUUGUUUUGCACCAUAGCAGCUCUAACAACAGCUGAAGCGGACUCACUGAGGCUGAGACGAAAGCAGAGAUCAUCCCCUUUCUCUUCCUCCUUUUUCUCCUCUUCUUCCUCCUCGUCCUUUGAGUCUUCAGGUGAGGUCUGCCUUAACGGAGGCUCAUCUGUCCCAUCUAUCUACACUGGAGAGCACAUGUUCUGUUUGUGUUUGGACGGAUUCGAAGGGAAAAAGUGUGAAAUAGCGACAAGUGCACAGUGUUAUGAAGGCAUGGGACUUUACUACCGAGGUACUGUGUCCCAGUCUGAGAGUGGACGGACGUGUGAGGAGUGGGAUGUGGAAACCAGGGAACGCUACAUGUCCACAGAUGUCAACUCAGGGAGACACAACUACUGCAGAAACCUCCUCUACAAACGCCGUCCGUGGUGUUAUGUUCAGAAAAACCAGCAGCUCGUGUGGGAAUACUGUGACAUUCCACACUGUGGCAUCGAGUCACUUCCAGCUUUACCGUCGCCCACACCUGCUGAGCCAAAGCCAGAGCUGACAUGUGGCCAACGCACCAGACGAAAGCUGAUGAAGAUCGUGGGAGGAACGGUCUCCACAGUGGAAGCCCACCCGUGGAUUGCUGCCGUAUUCUGGCGCAGCAAAACCAAGGAGAAGGUUUUCCGCUGCGGGGGGAGUCUGAUCUCCUCCUGCUGGGUCCUCACAGCCGCCCACUGCUUCCCCGAUGGUUCUAACACCAAAGCACGCCGUUUUUCCGUCUUCCUCGGGAAAAACGCACUUAACGAGAGCGAACUGACCACAGAGCAAAGAUUCAGAGUGGAAGAAAUCUACAUCCAUGAAGGGUUUGACAACAGCGAGGGCAACUUCAACAAUGACAUCGCUCUAAUGAAGCUGAAGGCCCGACGUGGUCAGUGUGCAAUGGAGAGUAACACAGUGAAGACCAUCUGCCUGCCGCCGCCUCUGCAGAGCCUUCACCCUGGAGUCAGCUGUGAAAUCGCUGGAUAUGGGAAAGAAAAGUUUGGUUUAUGGUACAACUCGCAGUAUCUCCGCGAGGCUCAGGUGAACCUCUUGGCUGACAGUGUGUGUCGACAGGAGGAUUAUUAUGGGAAGAUGAUCACCGAUAAUAUGUUUUGCGCCGGUCGAUCAGACUGGAGCCAGGACGCCUGCGAGGGAGAUUCAGGAGGGCCUCUGGUGUGCGAUGUCGGCGGCAGAUUCUUCCAGUUUGGGAUCAUCAGCUGGGGUGACGGCUGCGCACAAGAGUUUAGACCUGGAGUUUAUACCAGAUUAACUAACUACAACCGGUGGAUAGAAGAGAAGACGGGGCUGUCAGACAUCACUGCAGGCCUCAUGUUUCCUCAGAAGUAAAAACUGAUGACAUGGACAUGGAACUGUUUGGUCAGGGUCCUAAUAUUCCAUUAUAACUCUAAAGUUCAUCCUCUAACACCAAAACCAUCGACUGAUCUAGAUUGUGUAUUAACUUCUGAUCCACUAAUCAUAUCAAUACAUGUAAAUAAUUCAGGUAAAAUGCAGUUUCUCAGCUUUUUAUUGUUAUCACAUAUGACCCAUU
Sphaeramia orbicularis (orbiculate cardinalfish) is the source of this 1659-nucleotide messenger RNA. Its product is annotated as tissue-type plasminogen activator-like. NCBI's taxonomy places the organism in Eukaryota, Metazoa, Chordata, Actinopteri, Kurtiformes, Apogonidae. Gene Ontology annotation, biological process: plasminogen activation; regulation of cell adhesion mediated by integrin. The record is from RefSeq and is a predicted model, not a curated record. The transcript is spliced from 11 exons. Gene Ontology annotation, molecular function: serine-type endopeptidase activity. Bases 72 to 1457 code for a protein of 461 amino acids.